Molecule: messenger RNA, 1822 nt
Organism: Columba livia (rock pigeon)
Lineage: Eukaryota; Metazoa; Chordata; Aves; Columbiformes; Columbidae
Gene: NDUFAF1
Product: NADH:ubiquinone oxidoreductase complex assembly factor 1
Exons: 6
Coding region: 609-1520 (303 amino acids)
Biological process (GO): mitochondrial respiratory chain complex I assembly; mitochondrial electron transport, NADH to ubiquinone
Cellular component (GO): mitochondrion
Source: RefSeq, a predicted model, not a curated record
GGGGGGCGGGGCCAGCAGCCGUGAGGGGAGAGGGGCGAGGAGGAGGAGGAGGAGGAGGUGGCAGCGGCAGCGGAGGGAGCUGUGUGCUCCUCGUCCCUCUCUACUCCCCUUACUUGCCCUUACGGGCGCCGGCCCCAUGCUGAGAGCGGUUUAUCGGCCCCCAUCAGCGUUUAUUCGAGCUAUCCCGUUAUGUGUCCCUCACAAACAGGCGUCUCCCCCCUCAGCCUCUAAACGCAAAGAUAUUUGCGAGUAAGCCGCUCGGCGUAGUAUAGCAGCUUCUCUACGCCCGCAGAGCGAAGGGAAGAUUUCGCCUCCGCCGUCGGUGAGGGUGGGAGCUCCAUGGCUACCGUUGGCGGAACCUGAGUGCCGCGGUGUGUGUUCCCCCGCCGGGCCGGAAGCGGUGGGACCCCCGGUAACGGCGGGAAGGGAACAAGGACGAGACUGCCGAGCGGGAUUCAGCCUGACCGCGGGCCGCAGCUUUUCUGUGCCUUUCCUGUUCUACGAGGUGGAGAUAAACUACGGUAACUUCCUCUGGAUAUUGGUAUUGUUAAAUUAAUUUCAAACCUGUUAGUUGCCUUACUGGAAGUGAACUCUUCAAGUUUACCGUGAUGGCUCUGACUACUACGUUGCUGAGCAGUGCUUACUUACGUGGUAGAUGCUACAGGCACAAAGUUUUGCACCCCUUACUUGGACCUCUCCUCAGCGAUUCUGUGUCAAAAUCGUAUAGCAGCUACAGGAGGCCAGGGUCACAGCCUGAGAAAAAAAUGUCUUGGCAAGAUAUUGAUUUCAGUUUUAAGAAGGGCUUUGAUGUCUUAAAGACUCAGCUAAGCAUGCUGAAGAAGGAGACCAAGGAUUACUUAGUAGGGCCUGGAGGCCAUCGAUUGGAUCAGUACCUGUUGGAACAGACAAAGGUGGUGUGGGAGUUUCGGAGCCAAGAAGAUUUGAAUAAAUGGGUUAUUUCCUCUGAUGUGGAGAUUGGAGGCAAAAGUGAAGUUUACCUCCAGUUGGGCAGGAAUAACCAGGCUGCUCUGCUCUAUGGAACCCUCAAUACAGAAGUGCCUCGUGAUGGGGAGACGCAAUACAGCGGAUAUUGCAGUAUGAGAGCGAAACCGCCCAUGGGAUCUUUUUUUAGGAAGAAGUACUAUGACUGGUCAAACUUCAACAGUCUGUAUUUACGUGUCCGUGGAGAUGGCAGACCUUGGAUGAUAAACAUUUAUACAGACCCUUACUUCUCUCAUCAAAAGGAUGACCUCUACAACUACUUCAUGUUCACCCGAGGAGGCCCGUACUGGGAGGAGAUAAAGAUUCCGUUCUCCAAAUUCUUUCUCUCCAGUCGGGGAAGAAUCCAGGAUGACCAACAUCCUAUCUGGCUAGACAAGGUUAGUACCCUUGGCUUCACCAUUGGAGAUAAAGUAGAUGGUCCAUUCCAGCUGGAGAUUGAUUUUAUUGGCUUGCUAAAUGAUAGAGCUCAUACAGAAGAAUUUGCCUAUGAAAUGUAUGAAAAGAAUCCUCGAGUCUAAGUUGGACUGGUUCUUCAGAUGCUUGGUUCAUUGUAAUAAAACACUUUACCAUGUGACUUGUAACAACUUGAAGAUUCUAUGUAAACAUUGAGGUAAGUGCAUGAAGUGUUGACUGUAGUGAUCUGACUAGAGUGACACCAUUGCCAUCUUCAAGCCACCAAACACAGAAUCCUGGAGAUACUACACAUACAUGGACUGGGACAGAGCCUGAGACUUGCAGUACACUCCUACAAAGUAGGAACUGUUGACUAAGCUUUGGCUUCUGCCCUGACCUUUACAGAAAUAAAGGUACUUCAUGAGCA